Molecule: messenger RNA, 255 nt
Organism: Adineta steineri
Lineage: Eukaryota; Metazoa; Rotifera; Eurotatoria; Adinetida; Adinetidae
Source: the annotation of a GenBank genome assembly
AUGAGUUUAAACUCACUAGCAAACGAUCCUGAAUUACAAAAAUUCGUUGCAGCAAAAGAACUCGAAAAUCAAUUAGCUGCUCAAGUUCAUCAUUUAACAAAUAUAUGUUUUGAUAAAUGUCUUGAAUCAAGUGGUAACGUUAGUGAAUUAUCAUCACGACAUACAACAUGUUUACAAAAUUGUGUUGAUCGUUUUCUUGAUUGUACAAUGUUGAUUACAAAUCGAACAAUUCAACGUAUGCAACAAGGACGUUAA